AUGAAGACCGAGGAGCAAACCACCGAAGAUGCGGCCCGACGGGCGCCGGCCACACGGCGACAGGAAAAACCACCCUUCUCCUACAUUGCCCUCAUCGUGAUGGCCAUACGCCACUCGCCAAACAAACGACUCACCCUCAGCGAGAUCUAUGCCUUCCUCCAACAGCAGUUCCCGUUCUUUCGCAGCUCCUACCAAGGUUGGAAGAACUCUGUCCGACACAACCUGAGUUUGAACGAGUGUUUUAUCAAAAUACCGAAAGGUUUGGGGAGGCCGGGGAAAGGUCAUUAUUGGACAAUACACCCGUCAUCGGAGUUCAUGUUUGAGGAGGGCUCGCUGCGUCGUCGCCCGCGGGGCUUUCGUCGCAAAUGUCAAGCGUUGAAGCCCCAGUACGGGGGUGGUGAAUACUUGUGUGGUGGUGGCGUGGCCGCGUUGCCACCGUCGCAGCCAUCAUACGACCUUGGGGGCGGGAGUGCUAGUGCAAACGCGACGGGAGCAAUUGAUUAUGGAGCGUGUGCGUACUCACAUGCGGGGAGCAGCCAGCAGCUGACUUAUGGAGGCGAGUACUGCUCCUAUGGGGGCAUGGGGGAUAGGGAAUGGCCGUUGGCGUACAGCGCGGUGGAGCCCGGCUACCGACCUUCGCCAGCUACGCCGCCGUCGCGCCAUGACCUACCCGAUCUGAUACCGAACUAUCAGUAUGCAGUAGCCAACGAUCAUGGUAUGCGAGGUGUCCAUAGUCAAAUGCUUCCGCCGAGCUCGCUGGCCGGGUCUUCAAUUGGCGGAGUGAUGACCUUCGGCCACCACCUGUCCUCGUCCCUGCCUGUGCUAAGUGACUGCAAGCCACCGACGCCUCUGUCUACCCUCCCACAGAGUUUCCAGGGUAUGAAAGCUAGAAGAGAAAAAAGACUACGUUAA
Messenger RNA from Leptosia nina, 912 nucleotides. The record is from the annotation of a GenBank genome assembly. NCBI's taxonomy places the organism in Eukaryota, Metazoa, Arthropoda, Insecta, Lepidoptera, Pieridae.